This is a messenger RNA of Sinocyclocheilus rhinocerous, 709 nucleotides long. Its product is annotated as G protein-activated inward rectifier potassium channel 1-like. The transcript has a single exon. Lineage: Eukaryota; Metazoa; Chordata; Actinopteri; Cypriniformes; Cyprinidae. Gene Ontology annotation, biological process: regulation of monoatomic ion transmembrane transport; potassium ion import across plasma membrane. Bases 1 to 591 code for a protein of 196 amino acids. Gene Ontology annotation, molecular function: G-protein activated inward rectifier potassium channel activity. The record is from RefSeq and is a predicted model, not a curated record. Gene Ontology annotation, cellular component: plasma membrane.
AUGACUUGUCAAGCGCGGACGUCGUACACAGAGGACGAGGUGCUGUGGGGCCACAGAUUCUUCCCGGUCAUCUCUCUGGAGGAGGGUUUCUUUAAAGUGGAUUAUUCUCAGUUCCACGCCACAUUUGAGGUUCCCACACCUCCCUACAGUGCGAAAGAGCAGGACGAGGCCUUACUCAUGUCCUCUCCACUCAUGGCCCCAUCUCUGUGCAACAGCGGAGAGAAGAACAGCUCCCUGGACUGCCUGGAACUGCUGGAGGAUCAGGAGAGCACGACCAAAUUACCAGCCAAGGUGCAGAAGAUGACAGGUAGAGACGGGCUGCCCAGGAAACUCCUGAGAAUGAGCUCCACCACAUCAGAAAUGACAUACAGCCUUGGCGAACUGCCCAUGAAGCUCCAACGCAUCAGUUCUGUGCCUGGGGUCUCGGAGGAAAAGCAGGUCUCCAAGACAACUAAGAUUGCCACAGAGGCCAUCAGUAAAUCGGUUGCGGACUUUCCACCGAAACUGCAAAGACUGGCUGGGGGAGGAGGCCGCAUGGAUGGACAUCUGCCCCCCAAACUCCGAAAGAUGAACUCUGAUUGUUUCACAUAGAAAAACUUGUGUUUUUCAGCUGCUGUCAAAAGGGCCCUCAUAUAAUUUGAGAUGUUAAGCUUGUAUAUAUAUAUAGAGAGAGAGAUAAACCAUAUAUGCAGUACCAAUGAAGUAGGUU